Neofelis nebulosa (Clouded leopard) is the source of this 1806-nucleotide messenger RNA. RefSeq names its product hippocalcin like 1 (gene HPCAL1). The record is from RefSeq and is a predicted model, not a curated record. Lineage: Eukaryota; Metazoa; Chordata; Mammalia; Carnivora; Felidae. Gene Ontology annotation, molecular function: calcium ion binding. The coding region runs from base 421 to 1002 and encodes 193 amino acids. The transcript is spliced from 5 exons.
GUCCCGCCUUCGAGUCCCUUCCUUCCCGGCGCUGGCAGGCGGGCCGAGGCGACCGCAGGCGGCGGACGGGCGGACCGGCGGACGGGCGGGCGCCUCCACCUCUUUCCCUCCCUCGCUGCCGGCUUCCUUUUGUUUUUCUGGGAGGCGAUGAACGCAGGGCCGGCGCGGAGGCUGCGGGCGCACGGAGGCCCGCGCUCCUAGCCACCCUCCCGGCCUCGGCGCGCUCGUCCCGGGCAGCGGCCCGCGCCUGCCCCAGCGCCCGCGGCGCCGAACUUGGGCUGGGGAAGCCGGCGGACCGCGUCCUGCUGCGGAGCAGGGCAUGGUCUAGCGGCCCAGACAAGGACGUGGAACCAGCCCCCGGAGUUUCUGGUCCCGGCUGUCUCCGCCUCCGCUUGGCCUUGGGUGUAGCCGCCGGCCACCAUGGGCAAACAGAAUAGCAAGCUGCGGCCCGAGGUGCUGCAGGACCUGCGUGAGAACACGGAGUUCACCGACCACGAGCUGCAGGAGUGGUACAAGGGCUUCCUCAAGGACUGCCCCACCGGCCACCUGACCGUGGACGAGUUCAAGAAGAUCUACGCCAACUUCUUCCCCUACGGCGACGCCUCCAAGUUCGCCGAGCACGUCUUCCGCACCUUCGACACCAACGGGGACGGCACCAUCGACUUCCGGGAGUUCAUCAUCGCGCUGAGCGUCACCUCGCGGGGCAAGCUGGAGCAGAAGCUCAAGUGGGCCUUCAGCAUGUACGACCUGGACGGCAACGGCUACAUCAGCCGCAGCGAGAUGCUGGAGAUCGUGCAGGCUAUAUACAAGAUGGUGUCCUCUGUGAUGAAAAUGCCCGAGGACGAGUCCACCCCGGAGAAACGAACGGACAAGAUCUUCCGGCAGAUGGACACCAACAAUGACGGCAAACUGUCCCUGGAAGAGUUCAUUAAAGGUGCCAAGAGCGACCCCUCCAUCGUCCGCUUGUUACAGUGUGACCCCAGCAGCGCCAGUCAGUUCUGAGGGACCCGGCGUCCGGAAGGUUGCAGAGAAACACAGGCUCUGCCUCGCCGUUUCAGCUUUGCUUGCAAAAGUGGAUGCCUCUCCUCCGCCACUCCUGCUCUCCCGGCCGGGGCCCCGGGCGACACGCGGCACCUGCCCGGCCUGGCGGCUGCGCCUCCCCCCUCCCCCCGGCCUCCUCCUGCCCCGGCCCGGCCCCCAGGGCGCCGCCCGGGCAGGUGUUUACACGCGGGGCUCAUAGUUCUCGAUUCCGGGGUGCCUCCCCGCCCCAGGGAGCCCAGGGCACGCGGCUGAGGACACUGAUGGGACUUCCCAAGAUGGAGACAAGGCGGGCUCAUCCAUCUCGCGAUCGCGGGUGACCGUGGGAAAGCCGGGGACAAGAACGGAGGGGGAGGAGACGGGCAAGCCCUCCCCCGUGCAUGGCUCCACCUCGCUCGUCCGUGGCCUCCGAUCAGAGCUGCUCGCACGUACGCAUACUAUGGCCUCCUUUCUUUUGAUACAUAAAUUAUGCCCAUGGUGAGGUGCAAUGUCCCGUGUAGGUCCCGUAUUUCAUGCCUCCGUUGCCUGUGAAGCGUGGUUCCCUCGUGGCCUGUGGUCUCCCCUCCCGCCCCCCGCGCCCGGCCCCGAACCUGGUUAUCUUGUGGUAUUUAUGCGCUCUCCAUCCGCCCGUGUCAGAGGAAAUGCAUGCGUGCCCCCGUGCUGUGGAGACCCUCCCGUCCACGUAGUGAACACAGGCGUCUGUGCAAGGGCUGUCCUCCCGUUGAUUGGUCUGGCAUUUCCUGUAUUAAAAUGAUCAAAUAAACGGAA